Callorhinus ursinus (northern fur seal) is the source of this 1210-nucleotide messenger RNA. It is a transcript of the gene SGF29, whose product is annotated as SAGA complex associated factor 29. Gene Ontology annotation, cellular component: SAGA complex. NCBI's taxonomy places the organism in Eukaryota, Metazoa, Chordata, Mammalia, Carnivora, Otariidae. The record is from RefSeq and is a predicted model, not a curated record.
AGGAAAAAAGCGUGUGUGGUUCUCGACGUGCCGCGAAUCUUCGAACGCAAGCGCGUUAUAAUCUUCAGACUUGGGAAAAGCAUUCGAGGGGCGCGCCCGCGCCUGCCGUCGUAAUUUGCAGCACGACGUACCUAUUCCGCUCGCGGCUUGGCAGAGUAGUUUCCGACAAACAGCUACCAAGCCCUCCCUAUGUUCCAGGCUUCAUUUUGGGUGCCAAGAUACAAAGGCACCCCGGACACAAUGGCCCUGGUGUCUGCUGAUUCCCGCAUCGCAGAACUUCUCACGGAGCUCCAUCAGCUGAUUAAACAAACUCAGGAAGAGCGUUCGCGGAGUGAACACAACUUAGUGAACAUCCAGAAGACCCAUGAGCGGAUGCAGACGGAGAACAAGAUCUCUCCUUAUUACCGGACAAAGCUGCGCGGGCUCUAUACAACUGCCAAGGCUGAUGCGGAGGCUGAGUGCAACAUACUCCGGAAAGCUCUAGAUAAGAUAGCGGAAAUCAAGUCUCUGUUGGAAGAAAGGCGGAUUGCGGCCAAGAUUGCGGGCCUGUACAAUGACUCGGAGCCCCCUCGGAAGACCAUGCGCAGGGGGGUGCUGAUGACCCUGCUGCAGCAGUCCGCCAUGACCCUGCCCCUAUGGAUCGGGAAGCCUGGUGACAAGCCCCCACCCCUCUGCGGGGCCAUUCCAGCCUCUGGGGACUACGUGGCCAAACCUGGAGACAAGGUGGCCGCCCGGGUAAAGGCUGUGGAUGGGGAUGAGCAGUGGAUCCUGGCCGAGGUGGUCAGUUACAGCCAUGCCACCAACAAGUACGAGGUAGAUGACAUUGAUGAAGAAGGCAAAGAGAGACAUACCUUGAGCCGGCGGCGCAUCAUCCCACUUCCCCAGUGGAAAGCCAACCCGGAGACGGAUCCUGAAGCCUUAUUUCAGAAGGAGCAGCUCGUGCUGGCCCUGUAUCCCCAGACCACCUGCUUCUACCGUGCCCUGAUCCACACGCCCCCACAACGGCCCCAGGAUGACUAUUCAGUCCUGUUUGAAGACACCUCCUAUGCAGAUGGUUACUCCCCUCCCCUCAAUGUGGCCCAGAGGUACGUGGUGGCUUGUAAGGAGCCCAAGAAAAAGUGAAGUGGGCUGGCAGACUCACAGUCUCCUUCCACCUUCACAGGGGAAUGCAACAAAAGGUUUUGUGGCAAAUAAAUAUUGUUCCCCUUUG